CCCUCCCGACUGCCAAGCCUCUGCUGUCUUGCUCUUUUAAGCCUCCGACGUGCUCUUGCCUGGACUUCUCACUUGAGAGCAGGCUGCUGUUGUACAGAGCUGUGCUGUGCUGAGGACUGAUUUCUUCUUUCAGACAGUUUUGCAAUGAGAGUUCAUAGCAGGAGGAGAACGAGAAAAUGUCAGAGGAUGUGGUUUUCCUGAGCUUGCUGAACUGCACAGAAGCAUACUUUGGGCAUGACUUAACAACAAAAGGAAGCAAAGUGUCUAUACAUUUCCAUAGGUUGUGGGUUGUUGAGAUGAAAAUGAGACAUCUCUGCACUUAGAUCUAAUGCGUCAUCUGCUGUUUUUGUUUUUUUUUAAAAGAUACUUCGACCAUUUUUAACUUCUCUCUGAAAUUGGAUUACCUCAGAAGAUUGGUUCAUUUUUACCCUCACUCAAGCCAUUAACGUCCUUUACUUGAGAUGAAUGUAUGUUUCAGUGGUGGCUGGCUGAUUGUUGCUUUUGACCUUUGAAGUGAUUACUCAGUCUUUUACAACAUCAUCUUAACAGGCUGCUAGUGACAAAACCUGCUGAGAUGGGCUGUGGACUACCUAAGCUAGAAAAGGCAGAAGAAAACAGCCCAGGCAAAAUCUACUCAACCCUCAAACGGCCCCAGGUGGAAACUAAAGUGGGAACAGCCUACUGCUAUAGCUUCCUGGACUUCAUAAUAGGAAAAGAUGACAUCCCGGGGUCCUCUGCACUCUGCCUGCCCUCCCUGCGUGAACUCCCUGCCCAGCUGCAGGACCUGUACCAACAAGGUUUUGUUCUGGCAGCUGUCCAUGCCUUCAUUCACCCGUCUGGUGUGGAAGAGGGUACUGUGCAUGCACAGCUGUACAGAGCUGUGCUUGUCAAGCUGGCUGACAGUUCAGAAAAUAGCCAACUAAACAAUGAGCCCCAGAGACUGGAAAUGGAUAUGUGCCUGUCUUCUGAUCAGCUUCCUGGGGCAGAAUUAAUACAAGGCUAUAUGAAAAAACAUAUGUUUGUUUUGAUGUUUUUGUCUGCAGGAGUCCAGACAUAUGCACUUUUCAAUCAUCCCCACGCCGGGCAGAACUCUUUGAAGUUUUACUCAGUGAAGGUGCCCUUGAAAAUCCUCAAGAAGGACAAUAGCGUUUGUAGUGUGGAAGCAAACUGGCUCGACCACAUGACCCAGCACUUUACCAGUGGAGCAUCGCUGGUGGAUGGGUACUUCCAUCUGGGAGCAGACAAUGAUUCUUUAUCCAAGUCUGUUGAGGGUGUUUUCAUCUUUCAAGAUUGCUCUGAAGGGGACUCUUCUGAAGCACAGGCAUAUGAUGCCAUUGUUGUUGAACAAUGGACUGUUUUUGAAGGUAUUGAGGUGAAGACAGAUUACAUUCCUCUGCUCAGAUCCUUGGCUAUGUAUGGAUGGAGGCUGACGUGUGUGCUGCCUACUCCAAUAGUGAAGACAAACAGUGAAGGCAAUCUGGCAACAAAGCAGAUUGUUUUUCUUCAGAGACCCUGCCUACCCCGAAAGAAGAAGGAAUCCAAGAAGCUGAGUUUCAAAACAAGAAGCAAGUCAAAUAAAACUUCCAUUAAAGAUGUGCUAAAAAACAAAAAGCACAACAGGAUACCGAAACUGGCAGAGAAGAUCAUAGAAGAUGUGGAGAAAGAGGGCGAAGAGGAGCAGGAGAAGAGCAUUGAAAAAGAGGAGAACAGUAGUGAAAACAAUCACAAUGAGAAACAAAAUGAAAGGGAUAAGCAGGGGGAAAUGGACACUGAACACAGCAAAGAGCCAAGGGCAGUGACAGAGGAGCAGCUUACAGCUGUGCAGGACAGCGGCGAGAAGGACAGAGGACUUGCCAAGCCUGCCUGUGUCAGUGAAGUGUCAAUGUCCAUCCAGGAAACAGGGAGCUCUGUCUCCCCACCAGAAAGCUGUGUCUCACUGGAAUCCUUGGAGAUACCCAGCUCAGACUGUGUGGAGUCUAAUGAUAGUUAAGUUUAAUCACUUUCAUGGUGCUGCAAAGCACAGUUCCACAUCAAAGUGAAACAACUUUGUCACCACAUAAAACUUUUGAACCUUUGAAAUAUUUUCUAUAGUUUUGCAGCUUUAAUGCAUGAAUUCCAUUUCUAAAUGUAACACAAAAUUGAAAAUCUGGUUCUGAGGCUUUUAUGUUGAUUAAAAAAGAUUUGUACCAUUUGUACCUUAUUUGUACCAGAAAGAAUGUGCUGAUUGCACUAUUAGCCCAUAGACCUUUUUUUUAGAUAGCACAUUAACUUUUUGUCCCAACGUAAAUUAUGAAUAGAUUUUAUUUUGUUUGACCCUGCACACGCUUCAGAACCCCUUGAAAUAAACAGGGCCAGAGUACACAUAAUGUAGUAGACAGGUUUUCUAUAACAAGCUGUAACAGCAUUGCAGAAGGGAUAACACUGAUGUUUACUGUUAAAAGCUUCUCUUUUAUCAUAUGGUAUAUUAUUUCUAUGCACAAAGAGUAUUGUAGUCAGGCAUUGUAUAAGCUCCCUGUUUGCAUCUUCUGGUAAAUGUGUAUGCUUUUUCAAUAUUUAUGCUGAUGGAACCAAAUUAAAAUAUUCCAUGUAUAGUGAUAUACUUUAAUGAAGCACAGUUACUGAGAGCAAGGGUAAGAUUUUUCAUUGAAUGUAGUUCAGAGGUUUUGAGAAACUGAGACAUGUCCAUAGAAAUUAAAGAGCUUAGAUUUAAAAAAUACAAUAUUGGACCAUAAGGUGCGCUGUUUUGUGCUUGCUGAAUUUGUAGUGUGAAGUAUGGCAUGUUUUAAUUUAAAGUCACAAUAGUCCCAAAACAUGUAUUCAGCUUAUAGGUGAAUACUUGGCGCUAUGAGUGAGGAAAACAAGUAAAAACUGGUAAUUAUGCUGGGUCUUCAGAGACAUGUUUUUUUAAUACACUAGGAUUCAAGUCUUCUCUGUUCAAACUACUUCCACUCUUAUACUUCACAGUUAAGAGGCUAACACACCUUGCAAUCUAUCACAUUGCCGGACAACCGAUAUAAAAAACGUUGAUACAUCUGUAUAAGAGAGUGUAUAGAUAUAUAUCAGUAUAAAUUAAUAUUAAAUAUAUGCAAUUAUGCAAACAGUUCUUGUUAAAUUGUAACUUUCAAUUAACAUUUGAUAAAUUUCUAGGACAACCACUGUUAAUACUAUUUAAUCCCAAUUACCUUAUGUUCAUUUCUGGCAGAGUACAGUAUGUGGAUUCUUUUAAAACUAUAUUUCACAAUCUAAAACUUUAAAAAUGAAAAUACAGCAGAUUAACCUGAUCAGCCAUUUCAUAUUCAUUACAUUCUCUUAUAUAAAACCAGAAUUCCUUUUAAACAUUAAUUGAAAGUAAUGUGUCAUUCAAUAUGAAAUAUGGAAUGUGAAUUUAUGCUCCACACAAAAAAGUGAUGGGUGAAAACCCAGCCAUCAUAAACUGGCCUACAUGCACACUGAACAUCAGGUGUUAUGGGAUCAUAGAAAAUGUUUAAAGCUUGAGAGAUAAUGUACUGUAUAAGUACUUUGUAAAUUUUCUAUUGCCAUAAACAUGUUGUAAUGAUUUUGAUGUUUGCUGAUCAUGUCAAUUUUAGUUAUUUUUUAAAAGUCUGGACAUGCUUUCCCUAAUUUCCACUGUUGGAAUAUAUAGCUAUCUGGUGCAUAUAUGUGUGUGUAUGGAUUUGUAAGACAUAUCAUGUAGUUAAGAGAAAUGCAACUCUCCUGAAUGGUUCUACACCAACAUCACCUAAAUUCUAGGUCCUAAAAGAAAGACUACUACAGUAUAUAUAAUACUGAACUUCAAGCUUUGUAGGUGUGUGAAUGUGCACACUUGUGAAUUUUAACAUAUGCCAUGAGAAGUGAGGGCAAAUGAAAUCCUGAAGUGAUGGAACAAUUCUCAUUGAAAACCUUUAUUCAUGUACUUUAAUAAGAAAUUGUUAAAAAAAAAUAGUAAAACACAAAGUACAUUUGUCCUUGUUUUUUUUAAAUUAAAAUAAAAUUUCCUUCUGAUUAUCUUUAAAAAGGCAAUUGUAGAAGGCUCGCGUCCAACUGUAAAAUGUAUAAUUAUUAAGGGCUCUACACAUAUUAUUGGUCCAAUCAGUACCGUUACUGAUCUAAGUUUGCAUUAAGUUUUGACAAAAACUAAAAGUUCGUAGAAAAUAUUUUCACAGCACUAUUUUUACAUUUUUAAUUUUGAAAACGUUUGAAGCAACAGAAUAGUGAUUUAAUGCUGAACUAAAAGGGGAGGACCUGUCAGAUGUAGGACAGGAUGAAAAUAUGGUUUUAAUCAGUUUCUUUUCCAAAUUGUAACAUGAACUCUAGCAUUAUACAGUUCAACACAUCUGUCAAGAGCCUAAUGUAACAUAUUUUAACUGGCUAUGUUGCUUACUUGCUUAAAAUUUGCUUUACGUUUUCUGAAGAACUAAGCCAUGCAUUUAGUAAAUACAGUAUUCUAUUUCAUGUACUUCUGUAGUAAAAUCCAUAAAAAUGCUUAAGCAGCUCGCAGGCAACCUAUGCUAAAGGUUAUGCUAAACCUAGAAGCUACUAAAUUAAGUAAUUCUUAAAUGUUUUUGGUAAUUGUCAUGUUCCUGUUAAUUUUACUCUGAUUAAGGGUGGGAUUAAAUCAAUACACCAGUCACUUACAAAUCCCAGUAAGUCAUUCAACUUUCUGUUUGCUGGAAAAUGGAGAUACCCGGACAAUUUCAAGUGUGGUUAAAAAUCUGAUUAAAUCCAGGCACAAAUAUUAUUUAAUAUAUCAUCAAUAAUAUUUAAGAAUCAUCAAACUAUUUCAAAAUGCUUGCUGAAGUGCUUCCACCUCAGUAUCAAAGUACACUGAAUAGUUUCAAGCAGUAAUAAUAUGCACCUCUGUUUGAAUGAAAUAUAAGGUAAAAUUUGAUUCCACAUAAAUGGAUUUCAAUUGAAGAUGAAGCAAACAAAUUGAAAAAAUCAAACAUUCCUGAAUAUCUUUUUUUUUAUAGUAGGCCUCCUAAUAAUUAUGGUAUUAAGUCCUCUUUUUGUGUGAACAUUGUAUAGUAGACUAGGCUGAAAAAACAUAGUUUUCUAACCAAAGCUUCAUCUUUGAGUAAGAGUAACAUUAUCACAGAACUUAAUUGCGCAAGAUAGCAUCACUCUGAUACCAUAUAAGGUGAUUCAUGAAAGCUUGUGUACAUUUGUAAAAUAUCAAGGGGUGACUCUCCUAGUUAGUACUCUUAUUUAGUAGUUACCAACCCUGAUCAUGUGGGACAACCGUCUCAGUUGAUUCUCAUUCCAUUUCAGGUCUACAUUUUCAGGGUAAUUGAUAUCUUGAAUUUUUUGCUUACUUUAAAAACUUUUGGUAAAAUGGCACACAAUGAUACUAAAUUACUACAGUUUAUAAGCUUGAAAAUUGCUACAUUUAUAAAUCCCAUAGUCUAUUAGUCUAUGAUUAAGAACUUUGCGGGUGCAAAAAACUGAAGAUUCAGUGGUCCCCCCAGGACCAGGAAAGUGAACCUGAUGAAUGAACCGCAAAAUGAAACUUUACAGAAUUCUCCAAAACAAUGUUUUCUGUAAACAGUCUUAAUAGUAGUAUGAGCAAUGUUACAUUAAUUUAAAGCAUAGUUUUGCUUCUUUGGACCAGCUCUGCAACUGUGCAGGUGUUACUCAUUUAAGCGUUUCCUGCAUCUUUGAGUAAUCUGCAGUGUUUAGAACUAAUCAGUUCUACCAUGCCAUAGUUUUAAAUUACUAACAGAGAACAACUUAAAGUGCUCAUUCUCCACAGCAUAUACCAAUGGUUGUGAAAAGAGAACCCAUAAAUCUUGGCACAGAUUUUAUUCCAGUGUUAGAAGCUUUAUGUAUCUGUAAGCUAUUCUACCAUAUACUUUUCUUUGUGACUUUAUGAAAACAGAAAGGCAAUAGUGUUAAAGGGUAUUUCAGCAAAAUUCACACAUACUGUACGGUGAUUUCCACUACUGCAAACAAAAUCUGUGAGCUUCUUUAAUAUUCUUUGUUGAUGUGAUUGGUAUAGAACAGCAGAGUUCACAGACCUUGUUAAUUUUUGUAAUGCUUCUUUUAUAUUUGAAACACCAUGUGCUUGCUGAGCAUCCUGUACAAAUGUGUAUAUUACAAAUCUGCUUUAUAUUUGUUUAUUUUGUUUUGAUCAUGAAUAUAUUUGGUUUUCUAAUCAAUAAAGAUGUGUGUUUGAA
Messenger RNA from Lepisosteus oculatus (spotted gar), 6173 nucleotides. Lineage: Eukaryota; Metazoa; Chordata; Actinopteri; Semionotiformes; Lepisosteidae. The record is from RefSeq and is a predicted model, not a curated record.